AUGCUUCCAGGAGCGAGCCUGGACAACAAAUACGGCACAGCAACUCGGUUUAUGAUUGCAUCACGCGGUAAAUGCACAUAUUACAGGACUUUCCGAGGCAUGGCUGAAUCAAAAAGGGGCUUUUCGGUGUCAGAUAUUGCAGGGCCAUUUGGAGAGGCUAUCACGGUUAACUGUCGGCUUGGCCAACAACACCUUGGUCCUAGUCAACCGCGCUCAUCAUUGUGGACAGUACAGUACAGUACAAGUGCGUUCCCUCGGCCGAUGGCUGGACUGGACUGGACUGCGUUGCGUUGCGUGCGGGCUGAAGUCGAACUGACCGGCUACUGGGGUGGGAUGAAUGACGAUGCAAUUGCGGCGUCCCGAGAUGCAGAAAAACGCCUGCAUGUAACCUUUGGAGACAAUUCAUCCAUGGAAUACGCAGUGCAGUGCAGGGCAGGGCAGAGCAGAACGGAACAGAACAGUGCGGUAGAGCAGAAUGUAGGUGGAAGCUCAAGGGAGAAAGGACCCUUGAACGGCGUCUCGGGCUGUUUCUGA
Fusarium graminearum PH-1 is the source of this 534-nucleotide messenger RNA. RefSeq lists its product as uncharacterized. The transcript has 4 exons. The record is from RefSeq and is a predicted model, not a curated record. Lineage: Eukaryota; Fungi; Ascomycota; Sordariomycetes; Hypocreales; Nectriaceae. The coding region runs from base 1 to 534 and encodes 177 amino acids.